Neopelma chrysocephalum (saffron-crested tyrant-manakin) is the source of this 3024-nucleotide messenger RNA. RefSeq names its product growth factor, augmenter of liver regeneration (gene GFER). Gene Ontology annotation, biological process: liver development. Lineage: Eukaryota; Metazoa; Chordata; Aves; Passeriformes; Pipridae. The coding region runs from base 3 to 584 and encodes 193 amino acids. The transcript is spliced from 3 exons. Gene Ontology annotation, molecular function: flavin adenine dinucleotide binding; flavin-dependent sulfhydryl oxidase activity. Gene Ontology annotation, cellular component: mitochondrion. The record is from RefSeq and is a predicted model, not a curated record.
ACAUGGCGGCGCCCGGUGAGGGCCGCGCGGGCCGCGGCUCCGCGGCGUUCCCGGGCACCGAGAGCGGCUCCUUCCCCUUCCCCUUCGCCGCCCGGCACGGCGCGGCGGGCAGCGCGGCGGGGGAGCCGCCCAAGAAGCCGUGCCGAGCCUGCACGGAUUUCAAGAGCUGGCUCCGCGAGCAGAGGAAACAGGCGGCCCCGGGCGGCGCGGAGCUGGCGGUCGCGGAGGAGAAGGAGCCCCCGCCAGACUGUCCCCUGGACAGUGAGCAGCUGGGCCGCAGCACCUGGGCCUUCCUGCACACCAUGGCCGCCUACUACCCCGACCGGCCCUCCGGGGCCCAGCAGAGGGAGAUGAGGGACUUCAUCAACCUCUUCUCCAAGUUCUACCCCUGCGAGCACUGCGCUGAGGACCUGAGGGAGAGAUUACGGACAAAUCAACCAGACACGAGCACCAGGAAUAACUUGUCCCAGUGGCUGUGUCUUCUUCACAACGAAGUGAACAGGAAACUGGGGAAAUCUGAAUUUGACUGCUCCCGUGUGGAUGAGCGCUGGCGGGAUGGCUGGAAGGAUGGGAGCUGUGAUUAACCCGGAGGGGCUGCCUUGGAGACCAAUCCAACCCUUGUCAGGGCACUGCAGGGAGACAUGAGAGUCAGUGACUGUGUUUGUGUGUGUGUGACAGACUGAAAGGUGAAAGGAGAUUGGAAAACCUUAUCCUAAUGAUAUUUUGAUAUGUGAUUACACUGAUGUAUUACCCGAGGGACUGAGGCCUUAUGUUUAGCACGGGAAUUGCCAGAAACCUGUGAGAUUGAGUCACUGAGAAACUCGGGGAGACCUUUUCAUGAUGACAUUUCCUGAUUUUAGGGGCAUUUGCUUAGAAUUCAUUUUCCCUGAACACGGUUGUGUUCUCUGCAGGCACUACCCCGAUGUUUUAGAAAAUGCAUCUGAUUAAUUGUAAUUUUCAUUUCUGUUCUGAUAGAGAAACUUCAUGCUGGGUUUAGUGCCAAGUCUGUAUCUUCAGAUCUCUCUUUCCAGAAACUCCAAUGUUUGUUGUUAAUCUUGCAUCCAACUCCUUUGGUAAAAGGCCUGGGGGCAGGUACAUUUAAUUUAAAUACUAAAAUCACGGAGCCCAGAUUUCUCAUUUUCGUUUUGUGUUUCAAUUUAUCAUGUAAGAGGCCACUGCAGAAAGGGAAACUAAAGCAUCUCCUCAUCUGAGAAAUGGAACAAAGUAUCAACAGGGUGAAAUUCAGAUGUUUUCAGUGAAUUGCUAAUUUUCUUUGGAUCCAGAAGUGAUUUGGUGAUAAGUUCAACUGAACUACUUAUUCUUAAAGCAAAUAACCUCUUUGUUUCUGCUGUGAACCUUUGUCUGGCAUGAAGAUAGCUCAAGACUGAUGACUGUGAUGAAGCAUAGUCAGCUUUAAUUAUUCUGAGAUUAAAUUCUUGAUUGGUACUUGCUGGCCUGGCGCAUACUGUGGUGUAAUCCCCAGCUAAAAAUCUCUCUAGAAAAGGGCUUUACAAGCCCCUGGAAGUACCUGAGUCCUGCUAAGGACUGUGAUCUCAGCUUUAUGUCAUCUUUAUUGCAGAGGGGACUCACAGGAGCCCCUCAGGUGUGUUCCUGGGUGGGAACUGCUCAGAACCCAAACUGUCUGUAUUUCCCUGAGUCAGCUGUGCUGCAUCACUGUAUUGGUAAGUGGGAAUGUCAGACUCCAGAGGAGUAACACUAUAAAUCAGUUACCCCAGAAUGCAUAAAACACAGGCCUUUAUAAAAGGGGACACCUGCAGAGUCCAAAUCAUUUCAAGUUCCUCACGUAGGUCGUGAUCUCAUCCCUUCCUGCACUUCUGGCUGGGAGAAGUUUGCACAAACCCUGACAACAGCAGGUUUUUUUUCCUUCUGUGCUUCCUGCUGAGGUUUUAGUGAAGCUUCCUUAUUUCAUGCCCCCCAGCACACCUGUAACUUUACCCUUGCUUUCCUAGCGAGCAUUAACUGGAAAUGUUCAUGGUGCUGCUGUAAUUGGAGUGAUGACAGCUCUUAUCUGAGACUUCACUCCUCACACCUGUGUGUGGGGCUCCUCAGUGGUUAGAAAACCAGUAACAACUUUGGAAACACAUUUUAAUGGUUUUAUGGCACAGGCAAGUCCUUUCAAGUCAGACCUGUUAAAACAAGAUGGGACAUUUUAUGGACUGGUGACUCCUGAACUCAAUGUAGUAACAUCCCUAAACACAACCCCAGCCAAAGUGAUGAUAAGGUACUGCAGGAAGUGUGAGAUCUGAGGUCUUAUGGUUGAAGGUGUCACUCAGUUUAUUAGAAGUGCUCAGAAAAUUUUCCUCUCAGCAUGUUGAACAAAUAAAUCCCAGCCAAGAUUUUUGUGUUUUUGGUAAUAAACUCAGUCCCCAAAAUGAAGCACAUUGGUAUCCACUAGUGGGGAGGGGACCAACAAAAAAGCAUUUACUAGGAGUGUAGGGAGGAAAAGGAGUGUGAAUCCUGCUCUAAAUCAGGGGGAGCAGCAGUGGCAACACACAGUUUUGUGGUCACCUUGGUCACCUUGUGUGGUUCAGGGAGGUGAGCGGGAGGAAAAGUGUGUCCUGUCCUGGCAGGGGUAGGGAAGAGCCUUAAAACUGAAGUUGGCAUCUCUAGAAAAUGCUUCCCAAAAAUGAGGCCACCAGCUGUGGCUGCCAGGAUGUUUUUAGGGCAGUUUCUAUCUUUGCUAAGUGGCCAUUUGGUAAAAUCUGUGCUUGCACUCUGUUCUCUCGUGUUUUUAGCUUGGCAGAAGAGCUUUGACUUACAUAUUUCUCAGGCAUAUCCUCAACUCUGUGGACUUGACUGUGUGAGGAGAGGGAGGAUUUGUUUUGCUGCUCGUUUGUACCACAAGUUUUAAUUUUAGGUAAGGAAUUUCCACUGGAGAUACUUGUACUCGUGUACAGAAAAUAGUGAGUUCUCUAAAUGCACUUGAUUAAAUCUAGUUUUAAAAAUCUCUGUAUUCAAAUUAUAUUUCCCAUUGAUGUAAAAAUAAUAAAGCAACUGAGUUCA